Penicillium pulvis is the source of this 1344-nucleotide messenger RNA. RefSeq lists its product as uncharacterized. Lineage: Eukaryota; Fungi; Ascomycota; Eurotiomycetes; Eurotiales; Aspergillaceae. The transcript has 3 exons. Gene Ontology annotation, molecular function: protein binding. The record is from RefSeq and is a predicted model, not a curated record. Bases 1 to 1344 code for a protein of 447 amino acids.
AUGAUUUACAGUAUAUUGAAGAGUGCCCGUGCAUCUUUAAUCUUAGGGCUGUUAGGCAGUCCUGGUAUUUCUGCUGCCAGCUGUAACUCGGUGGCAAUCACAUCGGUGGCUGAUGCAGACACUCUACGUGGAAAUUGCCAAACCGUCAACGGCACUGUCACAAUCGGCCCUUUCGCCGAAAGCAAAACAACACUGUACAUCAACCUUGACGGGAUUGAAGUGAUUGAGGGAUCCCUGCAAGUCUAUGAGAACAAUUUCAAGAAUAAGUCCGUCGCUUCCGGGCCAUUCGCACUCUCCAGUUCGACCCUUGGAGAGGUUCAAGGGUCUGUGGACUUCGGUAGAGGCCCAAACACGUUAUGGAAUCUCACUCUACCGAACUUGACCACAGUUCAUAAUAAGUUCAUAAUCGACGAUUCCCCAGUCACCUACCUCGACAUCACCGCCUUGGAAUCCGUAUCCUCGUUCACACUCGCAACGAAGAAUCUCACCACGCUCCAACACACCAAAUUCACCAAUUUGACAAAUCUUUCGAUUUCCUCAAAUCGCAUCGGCUCUCUAGACAGCUUCUUCAAUAACCCCAUUGAUAUAUCUGACUCGCAAGCUGUCGGCCCAUUUCCAAAUGUGGAUGGUAUAACUGUCGGGUUCACAUCCGGCUACGUGGGUAUCUAUGCAGCUGUCAAUGUGACACUUGGGGGACCGACAACAACCGAAAUGAAUCUCAGUGACCUUUAUCUCGGUCAAAAUAUUACCGCUCUCAAUCGUAGCCCCGAGCUAGAAUUGCUCACAGCUACAGAGUUGAAGCUAGAAGACACGACUAUGACUCGCUUGGAUGUUGAAUUCGACGAUCUCAGAAUCUUGGGCGUGGGCUCUAGUUCAUACAGUACCCUCGAGGAGAUCCGGUUGCCGUCUCGUGCUGUUAAUUGGACUGGAGGUUUCAACUUUAUCUCCGAGUUUUCACCAAAUCUCAAUCUGUCUUCGCAGUAUGGUACUGAUGAUGAUGGAAAUCGGGUCCAGACGUGGUAUUGGCCGACCAACGUUUCUGUUGUUGUUAUCACUGAUACCAUUGUGGAUAAUGCGUUCUUUGAUACUUUCGUUGCUCAGCAGAUGAAGUCUCUUAAUAACACAUCGACGUUGGAGGAGUUCAUCAUUUAUCCUGGUGUUGGUUCAAAUUUUAGUUGCACUCCUUUUGACACGCUUCGCGAUAUGAAUCGCCUGCCAAGUGGGGCGCAAGCGUACGCUUGUGAGAGCCGGACAACUACAAGUACUGCUAGUAGUGUCUAUUCAAUUCGUGUAUUCAGCCUGACCUGCAUCGCUAGUGUGGUGGCUUGCUUAAUUUUAUUGUAA